CAGCAGGGCAGUCACUCUCCCAACACCUGCACCUGGUCACUUGAUUCACACUCAAACAACUCCCUUUCAAGGACCAAUGGACCAACCUCUUGUUCACAUCACGGUGAUGGUUGCUGCCAUGCAGGCGUAAACUUUUUUGGAAAGAGUGGAACAGGGAUCAGCUGUUUUUUUCUUUUCUUUUUAUUGUUGAGUGGAAGAAAUACCGUCGGUUAACAGCGACUGAUUAGGCAGCUUUUUCUCCUCCUCUCUCUCUCUCUUAAGGGGAAUUUUCAAACCUAUCGGAUUGUUUUAUUCCUGCGCAGCGCCGCUCAGAGAUUUUCCAACCCAGCUCGGAGGCACAAAACGCGGGGAAUGCAGCGGUAACAUCCCGCAAGUUUUUUGGAUCUCAGACUCGAAGCGUGUUUCGUGAAAACUCCUGACUUCAAAAGAUUUAGAUCUCUGUGGGCUACCUGCAUGACUGUUACCAUGACAGCAUCUGGAGCCCAACUCCUCCUGUUGGCCUUGUGUGUUUACAGAGGCUCAGGCCUGCAGCAGUCUGCUCCGCGGGUUCGCCUCUCCUUCAAAGAACUGAUGGACACGAGGGCAGCGCGGCCCUUCAGUUUCUCCUUCAACACCAGCGACUACCGCAUCCUCCAUAUGGAUCAGGAUCAGGGCCGUCUGUACCUGGGCAGCCGGGAGUACCUGGUGGCUCUGGACAUGCACAAUGUCAACAAGGAGCCACUCAUAAUUCACUGGCCAGCAUCUGCUAAGAGAAAGGGAGAAUGUCAGAUGACAGGAAAGGGAAGACAGGGUGAAUGUGCCAACUUUGUGCGGCUGAUAGAACCGUGGAACCGCACCCACCUCUACACCUGUGGAACAGGGGCGUACCAACCGAUCUGCACAUUCAUCAACAGAGGCUGGAGGGCAGAGGACUACCUGUUUCGGCUGGUCCCUGGGUAUGUGGACUCGGGGAAGGGAAAAUGUUCCUAUGAUCCCAAACAGGAGAGCAUUGCAGUUCUGCUCAAUGGUAACCUGUAUGCAGGGGUCCAUAUUGACUUCAUGAGUACAGAUGCUGCUGUGUUUAGGACCAUGGGAGGGAGAACAGCAAUCAGGACAGAGCAGUAUGACUCCAGGUGGCUCAACGAGCCUGUGUUUGUUCAGAUCCAGCAGAUCCCUGACAGUGCAGAAAGGAACGACGACAAGCUCUACUUCUUUUUCCGUGAGAAGAGUCUAGACUCGAGUGGUGGGGCGAGCCCCAGCGUUUUAGCCAGGGUGGGAAGAGUGUGUCUGAAUGAUGAAGGAGGCCAGAAGUCCCUGGUGAACCGCUGGACGACGUUCUUGAAGGCUCGUCUUAUCUGCUCGGUGAUCGGGGAAGAUGGAGUGGAGACACGAUUUGAUGAACUACGGGAUGUGUUUAUUCAGCCCACACAGGAUGAACGAAACCCGAUGGUGUACGCUCUCUUCACCACAGCCGGCUCUGUGUUCAAGGGCUCAGCAGUCUGCGUAUACUCAAUGGCUGAUAUCCGCAAUGUCUUCAAUGGACCGUUUGCCCACAAACAUGGACACAACUACCAGUGGACAGAGUACACUGGCAAGAUUCCCUACCCACGGCCUGGAACAUGUCCAGGAGGAACCUUCACUCCUGGCAUCCGUUCCUCCAAGAACUUCUCAGAUGAGGCUGUGAAUUUCAUCCGAGCCCAUCCCCUCAUGAUCCAUCCAGUUUAUCCAAUCCACCGCCGCCCCCUGGUGGUGAGAACCGGCGUGGACUACCGGUUCACUGCCCUGGUGGUGGAUCAGGUGGAUGCUGUGGACGGACGCUACGAGGUGCUCUUCCUGGGGACAGAUCGAGGCACUGUCCAGAAAGUUAUAGUUCUGCCCAAGGACCCAACUAGCAUGGAGGAACUGACUCUAGAGGAAGUGGAAGUUUUCCGGUCCAGAGCUCCAGUCAAAACAAUGAAGAUAUCCUCUAAAAGACAACAGCUGUACGUGUCAUCAGACGCGGGGCUGACCCAGGUGUCGCUGCACCGAUGUGGUGUGUAUGGCAGGGCCUGCUCUGACUGCUGUCUGGCUCGAGACCCCUACUGUGCCUGGGACGGAGAGAGCUGCUCUGCCUUCACCCCGUCCACCAAGAGGAGGAGCAGGAGACAGGAUGUUAAACAUGGCGACCCACUGAGGCAGUGCAGGGGCUUUAAUGCCAAAGUGGAAAAGCGUCUGAGAGAAAUAGUGCAGUUCGGCGUGGAGGGCAGCAGCACCUUCUUGGAGUGUCAGCCCCGCUCUCCCCAGGCCACCGUCAAGUGGCUCUUCCAGAGGGAAGGAAAGAGGAAAGUGACUCCUGCUGUUUCAUUCCCUUUUCUGCAGCUCAACCGUGUGGGAGGUAUUCUGAAGACCAACCAUGGUAUCCUCCUGAAGUCUCUCAACCAAUCAGACGCAGGGCUCUACCAUUGCCUCGCCACUGAGAACAACUUCAAACACACAGUGGCCCGUGUGGCGCUGCGCAUCCUGGAUCGAGACAUCGUUUUAGCUCUCACCGCUCAGGACGAGGACGAAGAGCCAAAAACUCGUCAAGCGGGACCUUACACUCAGUCGUCCCUCGUCUCCACACCUUUCCCGCCUGAGAUUAGACUGAUUAACCAGUACUGCCAGUCCUACUGGGAACAACUCAGUCCCAAACAGCAGCAGCGCAAGCGCACCAGCCGCAGGCACACAGAGGGCCAGGACCAAGGCCUCGGCUAGAGGGCAGAACGGACGCUGUCCAACACUGGCCCGUGUGGAUUUUUAUGGUGGACUUUUAUGUUUGACAUGCAUGUUUGUGUGUCACCUCCAUUCAUUAGGAAGGUGAUGCUGUCAUGCUGUCGUUUAAGUAUUAUAUUUGUGGUUUUGAGAGUCAGCCGAGAAAAAAAAUACACAUUGUGUAUAUUUUACAUCAUCAGUGACCACUUAAGUAUUUCCAUCUUUCAGGUAUCAGCUUGUGUUAGUUGGACAUUUAAACACACAAUAUGACAUUUUCUGCCGCUAGGGGUCUCUCGAUCAAAACAAUAACAAAAGACUGUGUUUGGUUGUGUGGGAUCACAGGAAUUGUUGUCUUCACCACAUGUCAUUGAUGUAAGCUUCUCUCGGUUAGGAUUCCUUCAGUGUUCAUCGUUCAGGAGGUUUUUAAGGGGACCUGAAUUAUUCCUGUCAAAAACUAAUGGUGAUUUAAACCAUUUGAAAACACAGAACGAAGCACUUUCAUGUUCAAAAUUUUUGUUUUUCAGACAC
Messenger RNA from Centropristis striata (black sea bass), 3237 nucleotides. RefSeq names its product sema domain, immunoglobulin domain (Ig), short basic domain, secreted, (semaphorin) 3Ga (gene sema3ga). The record is from RefSeq and is a predicted model, not a curated record. Lineage: Eukaryota; Metazoa; Chordata; Actinopteri; Perciformes; Serranidae. Gene Ontology annotation, molecular function: semaphorin receptor binding; chemorepellent activity. The coding region runs from base 454 to 2712 and encodes 752 amino acids. The transcript is spliced from 18 exons. Gene Ontology annotation, biological process: negative chemotaxis; axon guidance; negative regulation of axon extension involved in axon guidance.